This is a messenger RNA of Cydia fagiglandana, 1914 nucleotides long. RefSeq names its product integumentary mucin A.1-like. Lineage: Eukaryota; Metazoa; Arthropoda; Insecta; Lepidoptera; Tortricidae. The coding region runs from base 1 to 600 and encodes 199 amino acids. The transcript is spliced from 3 exons. The record is from RefSeq and is a predicted model, not a curated record. Gene Ontology annotation, cellular component: cytoplasmic vesicle.
AUGACUUCGUUCGUCGCGGUGGGGGGGCCGGCCGGGACGGUAGCGGGCGGGGGCGUGCUCGGUACAGCGGCUGCCGGGACGGCGUCGUGUGCCGGGGCGGCGGGGGCGCCCGGGGCGUCAUGCGCCGCCCCGGGCGCCCCCGCCCCCGCCCCCGCCGCGCCGGCGCAUGACGCCCCGGGCGCCCCCGCCGCCCCGGCACACGACGCCGUCCCGGCAGCCGCUGUACCGAGCACGCCCCCGCCCGCUACCGUCCCGGCCGGCCCCCCCACCGCGACGAACGACUCCAAGCACGCCACGGUGACACCGACGCCCGUCGUCCCGACGAACGCCACCAACAAUACUGACGAUAACAAGAACGAGACCACCGCCAAGCCCGAUACGCCGGUGACGCCGCCGACGGUCCCGACGACGCAGAAGGCCCCGACCACGACGGAGAAGGCCGCCGUCACCACGGAGAAGCCCCACGCUUUGCAGGCUAGAGGUUUCGACGGCGCGAGCUUCGUCGGCGGCAUCAUCCUCACGCUCGGGCUCCUCGCCAUCGGCUUCAUGGGCUUCAAGUACUACAAGGCCCAAACCGAAAGAAACUAUCAUACUCUCUAAGCUUAAUGUCUUCACUUCAAUUAUCUACGUAAGUGCACCUAACUUUAUUUUAUUUCACGUACACUUAGAAGUAUUUUCAUUUGUUUGACACUGAGUGAGUGCCCUAAGCACAUGUUCAGGAUACAGGGUGAUAAUUGCGUUUAUUCGAAUUCAUUGGUGGCUGGUCAUUAAAUGUUAGUGCUCUAUAGUCAAAAUUUGUGAAUCUGAUACGAGCCACUGAUUUUUUAUGUUUAAAUGUUAGGUUUUAAGUGUAUUUGGCAUUUAUCUGGCAGGUCUUUUUUAUUUUGCGUUAUUAUUGAAGUAGCUUUCUUUUGUUAUUAACUUUGGCAUUUCUAUGUUACUUUUUUUUUAUUUUGUUUCUAUGUAUGUAUAAGGAUUUAAGGAUGCAAUCAACAUAUUUUGUAAAUUUUAUCUGAUGUUAAAAUGUUAUAAUAGUCGAUGUUUAUAAGUAUCCACCUUUUCUAAACUAAAUCUGGUGCCAUGGACUCUCAAAAAACCAUAGCACUCUACGAUCUGCAUUUUCUUACUUUCUUGCAUUCAAACUUCAAACAAUUUUAGUUUUUAAUAGAGAUAUUAUUAUUGUUAAGUGUAAGUAUAAGGAAACGCAAUGUGAUGAUGAAAAUAAGGGUCUAAAAUAUUAGCUUUUUUGGUUUGGCACAUGAAAGAUGAAUCUCCUACGAAAUUAAUCAUUUUAUAAGCGUAAGACCCAGCGCAUGAACCAAUCGUAAGACUCCUAGAGUCAUUUUAGUAAAUGAUUUAGUGUAAAGUAUUACAUGAGUUGUUAACAACGCUCUGGGGAAAACAAUUCACUCGAAUAUUCUUGUAUCAAAGACAUCUCAAGGGUGACGUGACGUCAAGUGUCAACAUAUGUACAAAUACAAAGAUUCUUGUAUAUUGUUAUUUAUUACGCGCAUUUGUAUGAGGAUAAAGUAAAGCUUGACAAAAAAAGAGUAGAAAUUAAAAAGUGGCAACACUGUAGUGUCGUCCCGUUUUCUUAUAUAGAUUGGUAUGAAAGGGACGACACUACAGUGUUGCCACUUUUUAAUUUCUACUCUUUUUUGCCAAGCUGUAAACACAAAUAACUAAUGAAUCUCUUCUUUAUAGUGUCAAACCAAUUCUGUAUAUUUUGAUUUUGUAAUUUUGCACGCUGAUAUUGUGAACUGGAAAGAUUCCAUCCUAAAGUGCUCUUAAUUGAUCUGAACUAUUUAUGUAUAAUCUGAAGCUUUACAACCACUAGAAGUUUCCUGUCAUCUAACUACUGCUAUCAGCUAAAUGUCACAGUCAAUAGUUAUAUGAAUAAAUUUAUAUACCAAA